Molecule: messenger RNA, 1145 nt
Organism: Onychomys torridus (southern grasshopper mouse)
Lineage: Eukaryota; Metazoa; Chordata; Mammalia; Rodentia; Cricetidae
Gene: Pomc
Product: proopiomelanocortin
Exons: 2
Coding region: 20-1018 (332 amino acids)
Cellular component (GO): extracellular region
Molecular function (GO): hormone activity
Source: RefSeq, a predicted model, not a curated record
GCAGCCUGUCACCUGGAAGAUGCCGAGGUCCUGCGGCAGUCGUUCAGGGGUCCUGCUGUUGGCCUUGCUGCUUCAGACCUCCAUGGAAGUGUGGGGCUGGUGCCUGGAGAGCAGGCAGUGUCAGGACCUCACCACGGAAAGCAACCUACUGGCUUGCAUCCGAGCCUGCAAACCUGACCUCUCGGCGGAGACGCCCGUGUUCCCAGGCAACGGGGACGAGCAGCCGCUGACCGAGAACCCCCGGAAGUACGUCAUGGGCCACUUCCGCUGGGAUCGCUUCGGCCCCAGGAACGGCAGCGGCGCGGCGCAGAGGCGCGCGGAGGAGGAGGCAGAGGAGGAAGAUGCUGCUGCGCCUGCGGCUGCUGCGUCGGGGGAAGACGGUCGCGCUGAGCCCGGCCUGCGCGAGGGCAAGCGCUCCUACUCCAUGGAGCACUUCCACUGGGGCAAGCCGGUGGGCAAGAAGCGACUGGAGCACUUCCGCUGGGAUCGCUUCGGCCCCAGGAACGGCAGCGGCGCGGUGCAGAGGCGCGCGGAGGAGGAGGAAGAGGAGGAAGAUGCUGCUGCAGCUGCUGCUGCGGCUGCGGCGGCGGCGGGGGAAGACGGUCGCGCUGAGCCCGGCCUGAGCCAGGGCAAGCGCUCCUACUCCAUGGAGCACUUCCGCUGGGGCAAGCCGGUGGGCAAGAAGCGACUGGAGCACUUCCGCUGGGGCAAGCCGGUGGGCAAGAAGCGCCGGCCAGUGAAGGUGUACCCCAACGCCGCCGAGAACGAGUCGGCGGAGGCCUUUCCCCUGGAGUUCCGGAGGGAGCUGGCGGGCGAGCGGCCCGACGGCUUGGAGCACGUCCUGGAGCCCGACGCGGACGCGGACGACGGGCCCUAUCGGAUGGAGCGCUUCCGCUGGGGCAGCCCGCCCAAGGACAAGCGCUACGGCGGCUUCAUGACCUCCGAGAAGAGCCAGACGCCCCUGGUGACACUCUUUAAGAACGCCAUCGUCAAGAACGCUCACAAGAAGGGCCAGUGAGGGCGCAGGGGUCUUCUCACCCCAAGCCCCGAUCCCUGCGUGGGCGAGCUGCUGGCCGCGGCAGACCUCGAGCCUCCUUCCUACAGCAGCCUGUAGUUAGGAAAUAAAACCUUUCAGAUUUCCCAGA